AGAAGGCACGAAAAGCUGCAGAAGGAAACAAUCCAUCUUCCCAACACAUUGGUGCAGAUACUCCACCAAGUCGAGCCAUCCAGGUCUGUGUGAUGCCACCGCGGUGAUUUCUCCUCUCUGCUGCCUUCACCACGGAGCACCGGAGCAACCUGUGCUGGAAGCGGGAGCCUGUUGCCUGGAUACCUCUGCUGUCGCCACGACGGCAAAAAGCCAGGGCUGAAGAAGCGCGUGUGCUGUGUGCUUGUCUUGUGUGAGCUGGCGUCGGUGUCAUGGGAAAAACACCGCUGGCUGGCAGUUUGGACGGCUCCCUCACACGUCCGCUCCCUGGCUGUUCGCUGACAUCGCAUGUAUGAAUGAAGAAGGAAUCUCCCUGCUAUGGAGGCUUCCAGGAGAGCCUGAGAGAGGGGCCGGGCGUGCGAGGAAGUGGGGGCUGGCUGGCACUCUGGUUUGGAAGAUGAAGAAAGCUGAUUUGUAGAGAGGAAGGGAACAAUCACUUUAACUGCUGAGUUAAAGAGUGGAGUCAACCGGGAAACAAGACCCAAAGACGGAAACGCUAAGCUGCAGCUGCUGGGAAUUGGGCUACUGGGGGGGAGGCAAACUAAAGUGGUGUUGUCUGGGUCACCUGAGCAGCUAGAGGACUGUCUGGAACCAUGCAGGUCCAGUCGUCAGCUGCACUCUCUAAAGCCUCCAGCUUCAUCCUCAAUCAGAGAUGUGUGUUGGCCUCUAAAAUGGAAAUCCACCGUGAACAGAGCAUCUGCCAGGCACGGGCUGCUGUCAUGGUGUACGACGAUGCCAACAAGAAGUGGGUCCCUGCUGGAGGUUCCACAGGCUUCAGCAGAGUCCACAUCUAUCACCACACGGGCAACAAUGCCUUCCGCGUGGUUGGACGCAAGAUUCAGGAUCAUCAGGUGGUGAUAAACUGUGCCAUUCCCAAGGGGCUGAAAUACAACCAGGCCACUCAGACCUUCCACCAGUGGCGGGACGCUCGACAGGUCUACGGCCUUAACUUCGGCAGUAAGGAAGACGCCAAUGUGUUUGCCAGUGCCAUGAUGCACGCACUGGAGGUGCUCAACUCCCAGGACACAGGCCCCACGCUGCCCAGGCAGGGGCCACAGGUUCAGAAUGGCCCCUCACAAGAAGAGCUGGACCUGCAGAGAAGGCAGCUCCAGGAGCUGCAGCGACAGAAGGAGAUGGAGCGAGAACGUCAGGAAAAGGAGCGCCAGGAACGAGAGCGCCAGGAGCAGGAGCGUCAGGAAAAGGAGCGCCUGGAGCGGGAGACGCUGGAGCGGCAGGAACGUGAGCGCCAGGAGAAGGAGGCGCAAGCGGAGAGGGAGCGGAUGGAGCGAGAGCGCCAGGAGCAGCAGGAGCGCACAGAGCGUGAGGUGAUGGAGAGAGAAAAGGCAGAGCGAGAGCGACUGGAGAAGGAGCAGCAGGAGCAGUUGGACAGAGAGCAGCAGGACUGGGAGAGAGGGAGACGCAUCUCCAACGCCGCGCCCCCUGCUGCUGCAGCUGCCGCCACUUGUGUCUCUGCUGAGCACCUCUCCCUCCCCGUGGGUCUGGGCCUGGCAGGGCCUCUGGAACCGGACGUGGCUCAGUGGGGCCCCUGCUGUCAGCCCCAGCCCCAGGAUGCGGCUCAGACCCCGGUGCUGACCACCCCCACCCCUCCCCCACCUCCGCCCCUGCCACCCGGCUCCACUGUGACCUCGACACCCGCCACCCCCACCACCCCAGCCGGCCACCCUCCUCCACCGCCGCCUCCUCCUCUCCCUCCCACCCUGACCCCAGGCGGGACACCACCUCCUCCACCAGGGGCUCCACCGCCGCCUCCGGCUCCGCCCCUUCCUGCGGGACUCUUCUCUCCCACGGAGGACCGCCCCCUUUCGGGCCUGGCCGCUGCCCUCGCUGGAGCCAAGCUGCGCAAAGUGCCAAGGAGUGACGAUGCAGGGGCGGCUCUGGCAGCUGCCCUGUCAGGAGCCGCAGGGGCCAAAACUGAGGCCAGAGGCAACGGGCCUCUGCCAGGAGGAGGAGGGCUUAUGGAGGAGAUGAGCGCCUUACUGGCCAGGAGGAGAAGAAUUGCAGAGAAGGGCUCCUCACCUGAACCUGACCAGAGAUCAGAGGAGGGUGAGAUCAACACAACCCCCAAAAUGUCUGCCUGUAGCACACCAGACAUGCCCAGGAAGCCAUGGGAGCGAACAAACACCAUGAAUGGUAGCAAAUCUCCAGUGAUUGGAAGACCCAAAUCCACCCCGACACCUACUGCAUCCUUAAGUGCCAAUGGUGUGCCAACAGAAUCUGUUGAUUAUGACAGGUUGAAACAGGACAUUCUCGAUGAGAUGAGAAAGGAGCUGUCAAAACUAAAAGAAGAGCUUAUUGAUGCAAUCAGGGAGGAGCUGGGCAAAUCCAGCACUGCGUAGAGGAUCCACGCUCCCUUUCACUCAACAUCCACACCCAUGUGACCAGAAAGCCAACCACAGUCCAAUUCAGAUGAGACAAUUUAACAGCAGAGCAAAGAAAGAAAGAAGUAGUAGUAAUGGAGACGGUGACUAUGACAACAAUCGUAUAAUCCCACAGAACGGACAGAAUUUGGUGCGGAGUGGUGUCAGAAGUGGGAAGAAUCCACUCAGUGAACCUCCUGUUUCUGCUGCCCCUUCUGACCCCCAUCCUCCCCCACAUCGCCUCCUGGAGGACAGGGCACAGUCUGCCAGAGAAGUGACUUGUCUUUAUGCAAACACGCUUUCUCUUUUUUAUUUUAAUUUUUUCGCCCCACAGUAACAACGGUACCUAAACACAACACUGAACUCCUCACAGAUGCUGUAGUACCCGCUGAUGCUCAGAGUCUGAACUCCUGGAAUUUCCUAUCUGAUGUUUUCCUGAGAGAGAGCUCAGAGACAGGAAGAAGUCUGGAACUAGAACUCUAAAACCUUUUCCCAUAAUGCCAUUGCGGUAGCGCGCGCGCGUGUGUGUGUGUGUGUGGAUGUGUGUGAGCGUGUAUGAGGGACUGCCAAUCUCUUCUGUAGUCCACCUCUGCAGGACACUGUAAAGCUCGUCUUCCUUCAAAUGCUAUUUUAACCUGAAUAUGUAUAAAACAAAGAGAGAGAUAUUUAGAGAGAAAGUAUCUUAUCAAGCGCGUCAGUUUUGUUUAGAUCAACAGUACGGCCAUAUUUAGUAGCUCAAUAAUCCAGUCUUUUAAUGGGACGCACUCAUGUCUGUCUGUCAGUGAACUCCUAACCUGAUUUGUUGUAUUCUGUCUCCAGUUUUCCGCUCAUUUAUUUCUCUGUAACAUUCAGCGACGGAUGGAUGAGAUGGUAGGCGGCGCCCCCCGUUGUAGCUCUGCUCCAGGAUUUAUCGGGUUCAUGCUGUCACCCUUCUCUCCGUUCGUCAUACUUGGGUGCUCUGUUGGUGUUGGAAGCAUGUAGGGUUUUUUUUUCUCGUUCUAUUUUUGUUUGACACUAUACAAUGAGGAUCACAAGUCUGCCACGAAACUGCAUUAACUGUCUCAAGUUUUCUUACAAGCAAUAAGUGUAGCAUUAGUUCCAAGGCCCACGCUCACCAUCCCAACGCCGCCGCGGGUUUGAAGCAUCCGUCGUGGAAAACUCAGCAGCACUGUAAAACAGACUUCUGGAAUUGCUUUUGGUGUAUUUUUCUACCAAAUCCAAGAAAAUCUUUAGCCGCUCCGCCGCCCCCAACCCCCACAUCAAUAGCAUAACACUUUAAAGACGUUCUCCAGAGGGUGAGCAUGCAAGGACACAAUGUGCCAUUUUGUUUCUCUUAUUUCCUGCCUUUAUUUUUCUGCUGCUGUUAAAAUCAUCCAAUGAGACCUGCAUUUCCUAUUCCUUUAUCCUCAACACCUUUUUUCACGCACCCUUCGGUUCCGUACAGCACCGUUUGUUUUGUUAAACGCUCAAAGUACAAUCAACUUGAGAGGGACGUCUUACAAGCUUAGAGGCUGGUGUCCAAACGUUGAAGCUGUAGAUUACAGAUUAUGGAGAUUACAGGCCAGACAAACCAUUUAAAGUCCAAGUUACUGCUCAGUAUUCCCGUGUUGUGUGAAUGAGAUCCUAAAGAGGGAGAGUUUCACCAGUGCAGUGGAACCAGAGGACUGCCAUGCAGCCACUCACAGCUGCUUCUCUAGGGAAAUAUUUUUACCCCAUCAUAAUGAUACCUGAAUUGAAAUAGUGUUUUUUCUGUGAAAGACUACACACCAAAGAGCAAAGGAAUCUAAUCAAUCUCAAAGAGACUGGGAACUAUAGUUAAAUAUCUCUAUAAAAAUGCACACUGGGGUCUUAAGAGCUGCAAAUGAAGUCAUAAACCUUUACAAUUUGGAUUAUAUGAGGAAAUAAAACAGCUGUCAGUGUGCAGUGAGCAGGCACCAUAAGGCAGGAUUUAACUGCCAUUGUGAAAAACAAAACGAGUACACAGUUUAAACUUUGAACUACAGUGUCUUUAUAAUGUGAAAUAAAAAUAAUUCUCCAUGUGAAUAUUUUAGAUCUUUAGCUUGAGGAUUGUAAAAGCUGCCAACAUCUCCAAAUGCAGUGUGUUUUAUGAAACUUAAAAUGAUAGAGCAGAGCACUUUUUCUGCUCACAGCCUUCCUGUUAUCUAGUGAAAGUCUUGGACAGACACAUUGAAAUAGUUUUUUACAUCUCUUACUUUAUAUAAAAUACCUCGCUGAUACUGAAGCGAGUUAGCUUUUAUCCCUGCAAAGAGUUCUUUUACCAAAACUAGAGAGUGGUUAGGUAUGCUGCAUUCACUGACUAGAAAAAUAUUGGAUUUCUGAUUUUUCUAUUGAUUGGUCGCUGAUCUGGGCUCAUCGAGCUGACAAUCGACCUAGUUGGGUCACCAGCUGAUUUUUGGAUCAUCUGUAGUUGUAAGAGUUCAGCUAGCUUUGUACACUACCCAUGCUCGGCUUCUUAUGCUUAUGCACAAAUUAUUUGUCGAUGAGUGUGUCCCUGUAGCUGUGGAAACCCUUGCUGGAUCUCAUUUGACACAACUAUGAUAAAGGGCUUUGAUGUCAUAGCUUUGCUACACUAGUAGACAUCACACUCAGUCAUCUCUCUCAUCAAAACAAGAAAGGUUCUGGUGUCACUUUGCUUGGACAGACGCCAUCUUUUAAUUUAACUGUAUAUAUUUUUUUCUAGUAGGCAUGCUCUGGCUCUAUAUGUUAAUAAUCCAAACUCAUCUUCACAUCCAUCUUUUUCUGAUUAACGCAGCCGGCCUUCAGGCCUCCUGAGCUGCACGUUUACUCAAAAAUGAUUGCACUUUAUGACAGAACUGGCAAAGCAAUCCUUCAUCCCCAGAAAGUAGUCAUUUAGGGCCUCUGCUGCCAGUGGCAUGGCUCUCUCACCAAAGGAUUUAAGCCAGUAGCCUCCUGCUGAACAUCAUCACUCCCAACAAAAGUCGCCUUUCUUAUUUUUGUAUCAUUCUGUCUAGAGACCUAAAAGCAAAAGGUGUUUUGGGUGUCCGGUGAAAUGCUUUGAUGGGGGGUAGAAUCUCUUUGUAAAGCGAUGUGGUUUGUGCCUUGUUCCGAAGUUGCAUUUAAUAUGUCAAAGAUUUAAUAGUAAUAAUAUGUAGAGGCUGUCGUAGUCUUUUUCAUUUAUCUUUAUGGUCUGACUCAUUUAAAGGGAGCGCUCAGUCGGCUUUGGUACCGUUUCCCACCAAUGAAACAUCUUUGCACCAGGAUUAUUUUAACCCGAAUAUGAUCUAUUUAAACACUUGUUAAAUGUUUCUCUUACAGCUCAGAAGUACAAUCAAACGAUAACAUGAGACCAGUAAGAGUUAAGAACGAACUUCAGUCUGAUGUAAUUUCUUAUAUUAACCUAAAUUUCUGUUUGGAAGUGCAGAUGGAUAGGCGUCUCGAAAUGUCAAAGACUGUUUUUUGGUUCAGCAUCAUUGCUUUUUUUGAACCAAACUCCAGAAAAGUAAAGAUGCGACACGACCCUGAUUGCAGAUAGUUGGAUUCUUUUCUCAUCUGCAUUGUACCAUACUGUUACUCGUGUUAAUCAGUCUUUUCUUACUUGCUAACAUGCUGUUUUGUUUGAGCAAAUAAAAUAAAAGUUGCAAUAAAAGAUAAAGAAUG
This is a messenger RNA of Gambusia affinis (western mosquitofish), 6074 nucleotides long. RefSeq names its product ENAH actin regulator (gene enah). Lineage: Eukaryota; Metazoa; Chordata; Actinopteri; Cyprinodontiformes; Poeciliidae. The record is from RefSeq and is a predicted model, not a curated record. Gene Ontology annotation, molecular function: profilin binding; SH3 domain binding. Gene Ontology annotation, biological process: actin polymerization-dependent cell motility; actin polymerization or depolymerization; axon guidance. Bases 651 to 2414 code for a protein of 587 amino acids. The transcript has 14 exons.